CUUCUAUAUAUGCGAGAGAUAUGGCUGUAUUUUUCCCUUAAAAAGUUUCAACAACCUCUCAGUACAUUUAUGGUGGUGCUUUGAUCUAAUGCUCUAAGAGAGAGAGAGAGAGCGAUGGUGCAGUGUCGAGAACCAGUCUGGCCUUAGUAAGUGCUCUUCAAUGCUAUCUCACCUAUAAAUCCCUCUCUUAUUACUCCCCUUUCGUACAAUUCACAGUUCAUUCUCACCCCCCCUUCCCCUCCUACUCCUCUCCUCUCUUAUUCUUUUGUAUGUCCUUUUAUAUCCCUCAUCAUCUCUGCUUUCCCAUCCUGCAACUCCACUUUCCCUACAAUGGUGUCAGGUUAAGAUCAUCAAGAAACCGAACCCGGGUUUCCUCUCAAUGAUCCACCAUCUUUUCCAUUUCGAAAGCUCAGUCUUCUGGGUUUUUCUUCUUUUGGAGUACUUCAGAUUCAGACCCUGCAUUUUCAGGUACUACUCCUCCUGAGAAAGUCGUUUCCAGGGAAAAAAUCUUCCGAGAUAACGGGUUUCCCGGAAUCCCCGUGUAGUUUGGGUUGUUGGGUUGACGAAAAUAGUAUGGAAAUAUCCACUGCUCUUCUGCUUUUAGCGGCUAUCACGGCUUAUCUACUAUGGUUUACAUUCAUCUCACGGUCGUUAAAGGGUCCAUAUGUCUGGCCUCUGUUGGGCAGUCUUCCGGGCUUGAUCGAGAACUGUGACCGGUUGCAUGACUGGAUCUGCGACAACCUCCGCGGGUGUGGCGGCACGUACCAGACCUGCAUCUGCGCCGUUCCUUUCCUGGCUCGAAAGCAAGGUCUCGUGACAGUCACGUGCGACCCCAAGAAUGUGGAGCACAUACUCAAGACCCGCUUUGAUAAUUACCCCAAGGGACCCACGUGGCAAGCUGUGUUUCAUGAUCUUCUCGGAGAUGGCAUCUUCAACUCCGAUGGUGACACGUGGCUAUUUCAGAGGAAGACUGCCGCACUGGAAUUCACCACUAGGACCUUGCGCCAAGCCAUGGCUCGAUGGGUUAGCCGAGCCAUUAAGGAAAGGCUCUGUUCUAUACUUGAGUCGGCUGAGCUCGAAGCCAAGUCGGUUGAUCUCCAGGACUUGUUGCUCCGUCUCACUUUCGACAACAUAUGCGGUUUGGCUUUCGGAAAGGAUCCGAAGACGUGUGCCCUCGGACUCCCCGAAAAUGGCUUCGCACUGGCAUUCGAUCGAGCCACCGAGGCCUCGCUUCAACGGUUUAUUUUGCCCGAGGUACUGUGGAAGUUCAAGAAAUGGCUUGGGCUCGGGAUGGAAGUCAGCUUGAGCCGAAGCCUAGUACAAAUUGAAGAGUAUUUAUCUAGUGUGAUCGAUGCACGUAAGCUCGAGUUGCAAAGUCAGCACAAAGACGGGAACCCACACGAUGAUUUACUCUCAAGGUUCAUGAAGAAAAAAGAAUCCUACACGGACGCAUUCCUCCAACACGUGGCACUCAAUUUCAUCCUAGCUGGACGUGACACGUCAUCAGUAGCUCUGAGUUGGUUCUUUUGGCUGGUGAUCCAAAACCCAAGAGUCGAAGAGAAAAUCUUACGUGAAAUCAUCACCGUUCUGAUCGAGACACGUGGAAACGACGUGUCAAAAUGGUUAGACGAGCCACUAGGGUUUGAAGAAAUUGACCGAUUGACAUACCUAAAAGCCGCGUUAUCAGAAACACUACGGCUUUACCCGUCGGUGCCGCAGGACUCAAAGCACGUCGUCGCAGACGAUGUGUUGCCGGACGGAACGUUUGUUCCGGCGGGUUCGUCCGUGACCUACUCGAUCUACGCAACCGGGAGGAUGAGGUCUACGUGGGGGGAAGACUGCAUGGAGUUUCGUCCAGAAAGGUGGCUGUCCGCAGACGGAAACAAGUUCAUAAUGCACGACUCGUACAGAUUCGUAGCAUUCAACGCAGGCCCCAGAAUAUGUUUAGGGAAGGAUUUAGCAUACUUGCAGAUGAAGUCGGUCGCGGCGUCGGUGUUACUCCGGCACAAGCUGAAGGUGGUUCCCGGCCACAGGGUGGAGCAGAAGAUGUCAUUGACGUUGUUCAUGAAGUAUGGGCUUAAGGUGAACGUGCACCGUAGGGAUUUGGAAGGAAUUGUGGGAAGCUUGAAAAUGGAGACUGUUGCCGUUAAAUGCAACGGCGGUAAUUCUCGUGAGGAAGAUGAUGAUAAACAUGAGGAGGCCGAGGGUGAUCGAUCAUAGUAGCUAGAGUACUGAAAUGAAAGGGUAGUUGGGGUUGAUUAAUGAACUAUUUAAGGAGGGGGUGGAGCCCAUGAGACUUCUGAGCUGCCAGCUAUGAUAUAUUAAAGGGAAACACAUGCAUUAUAUGUGGUUUCGAUUUUACGUGGGUUUGUUUACCACGAAAUUAUAAGGACACCAAAAAAAAAACGUGUUUUUACACACACUGUAAUAUUGUUGAAGAGAGAGAGAGAGAGAUAGAGAGGGAGAGAUGUUUAGUGGCUGCAACCAGCUUUUAUAGCUUGGAGAUCAUCAUCAUCAUCGUCUUCU
This is a messenger RNA of Juglans regia (Persian walnut), 2526 nucleotides long. RefSeq names its product cytochrome P450 86A8. Bases 574 to 2220 code for a protein of 548 amino acids. NCBI's taxonomy places the organism in Eukaryota, Viridiplantae, Streptophyta, Magnoliopsida, Fagales, Juglandaceae. Gene Ontology annotation, molecular function: monooxygenase activity; heme binding; iron ion binding. The transcript is spliced from 2 exons. The record is from RefSeq and is a predicted model, not a curated record.